AUGCUUCCACGCACCAAGUACAAUCGCUUCAGGAAUGACUCGGUGACAUCGGUCGAUGACCUUCUGCACAACCUGUCGGUGAGCGGCGGUGGCAAGGUCUCGGCGGCGCGCGCGGCCCCGGCGGCGGCUCCCUACCUGGUGUCCGGAGACGCGCUGCGCAGGGCGCCCGACGAUGGGCCGGGCAGCCUGGGCCACCUGCUCCACAAGGUGUCCCACCUGAAACUCUCCAGCUCGGGCCUCCGCGGCCUGUCGGCGGCCAGGGAGCGGGCGGGCGCGCGGCUCUCGGGCAGCUGCAGCGCGCCCAGCCUGGCCGCCCCGGACGGCAGCGCGCCCCCCGGCCCCCGCGCCCCGGCCAUGCGCGCCGUCAGGAAGGGCCGACCCGGCGACGAGCCGCCGCCCCGCGCCCCGCACGCUAGCGACCAGGUGCAGGGGGCCGGAGUCACCUACGUCGUCAAGUACUUGGGGUGCAUUGAAGUUCUUCGCUCAAUGAGGUCACUUGACUUCAGUACAAGGACACAAAUUACCAGGGAAGCCAUCAGCCGGGUUUGCGAAGCGGUCCCUGGCGCCAAGGGAGCCUUCAGGAAAAGAAAGCCUCCGAGCAAAGUGUUGUCCAGCAUCCUGGGCAAGAGCAACCUCCAGUUUGCGGGGAUGAGCAUCUCCCUGACCAUAUCCACCGCCAGCCUGAACCUGCGGACCCCAGACUCGAAACAGAUUAUAGCGAAUCAUCACAUGCAGUCCAUCUCCUUCGCCUCUGGGGGAGACCCGGAUACAACAGACUACGUUGCGUACGUAGCUAAGGACCCUGUUAAUCGCAGAGCUUGUCACAUUCUGGAAUGUUGUGACGGGCUGGCCCAGGAGGUCAUCGGCUCCAUCGGACAAGCCUUUGAGCUCCGGUUUAAGCAAUAUUUGCAGUGUCCUUCCAAGAUCCCCACUCUCCACGACCGAAUGCAGAGUCUAGAUGAGCCAUGGACUGAAGAGGAGGGUGAUGGCUCAGACCACCCGUACUACAACAGCAUUCCAAGCAAGAUGCCUCCUCCAGGGGGGUUUGUAGAUGCUCGACUGAAAGCCAGACCCCACGGUCCUGACACAGCCCAGUUUGCAGGAAAAGAGCAAACUUACUACCAGGGGAGACACUUAGGAGACACGCUUGGCGAAGACUGGCAGCAAACACCUGUCAGGCAAGGUGAGAGGCAAGGGUCUUUGGACAUCUACAGCAUGCCGGAAAGGAAAUCGCAUGUGGCCCCUACGGGAGAAGCCCCCACCUAUGUCAACACCCAGUGUAUCCCGCUGCAGGCUGGGCUGGCCGCGGGCAGCAGUGCAGAAAGCAGCCCACGGAAAGACCUCUUUGACAUGAAACCUUUCGAAGAUGCUCUCAAGAACCAGUCCUUGGGGCCUGUGUUGAGCAAGGCAGCCUCCGUGGAGUGCAUCAGCCCCAUCUCACCCAGAGCCCCGGAUGCCAAGAUGCUGGAAGAGCUGAAAGCAGAGCCUUGGUACCAAGGGGAGAUGAGCAGGAAGGAGGCAGAGGGGCUACUGAAGAGAGAUGGAGACUUCCUGGUCAGGAAGAGCACCACCAACCCAGGCUCCUUUGUCCUCACUGGCAUGCACAACGGCCAGGCCAAGCACCUGCUGCUCGUGGACCCGGAAGGCACGAUCCGGACAAAGGACAGGAUCUUUGACAGUAUCAACCACCUCAUCAACCACCACCUGGAGAACAGCCUGCCCAUCGUCUCUGCCGGGAGUGAGCUCUGCCUUCAGCAGCCGGUGGAGAGGAACCCGUGACCUGCCAGCUGCCCCGUCCCGACCCUGCACCUGCAGUCAGGAGGGCUCAGUUCUUCCCGGUAGAUGGGUACUGGGCCAUGGGAACUCAAGCAUCUGCCCACUGGCUCAGAGCUUUGUUCAACAGCCCCAGGAGGAAGGCCUCCCUAAAGUGCAAGUUUCAUAAACUUGUUCCGAAUUCUCAUGUGCAUACUAAAGGUGUACAUACCUAUACAUCCUGUACAAAUUAUCCCUCUAUAUUUAUAUUUUUUAAGACUAAGAAAGAUGUAAGACUAAUGUUCUGUGCUGUAUGUUUUUAAUGAAAACAAAGUUUGACUGUAGUUGUCCGGGCAAAAUGUUAAUUCAGCUGGCCCAUUCCACUGGGAAAGUCCACUGGGAAGGUGUUACCUACUAAGCACAAUACAGGGAAUAGAAGCUGCAGGAGGGUCGGUAAUAAACACCUGGGAUUGUAAUAGAAUAAGGCAAGAUGCUGUCUACGGUCUGCAUGUAAAGCCCUGUGAAGUGCGGGUCCUCGUGGCUGUCCCUCCUCCUUGGCGACGCCUCCCAGCCUGCCUGCAUCACACCUGUGUGCACGGGGUUUGCAGCACCAGAGAUUAGGGCUGCUGUGCUGAAGAGCAGGCGUUACUCCAGCUGUUUCAGGUAGUGCUGAGCACAGGAAUGCCGUCUCCCAUGACCCUGGUUGUCCAGGGGUUCUUGGGGAUCCACUUUGCUGCCAAAUAGGGCACAAAAUAAGCCUCACUGAUCAAGAUCUUGACAGGUAAAUGCUUCCUUUGUUUUGAUCUGUAUAAGGACAAAAUGAGGAUUUGUGGAGGGGUAGUUGGCGGUUUGUACAUCCUCUUAGCCAACGGGCUGCUGCAGUACCUGCUAGUAAAACCCCGCCCCCUUUAUAUUCAGUAGAGGAAGAAGCAUGUGUACGAUCUGUGCGGAAGACAGGUGCAAACACAUGUGCUCAGAGUUCCUGCCUGGAGACAUUCCAUCAGCUGUGGCUGUUUCAGGUUUGCCUGAAGCUCGGGACCAGGCUCAAGAGCUUUGGGAAUUAG
Molecule: messenger RNA, 2816 nt
Organism: Balaenoptera acutorostrata (minke whale)
Lineage: Eukaryota; Metazoa; Chordata; Mammalia; Artiodactyla; Balaenopteridae
Gene: SHC3
Product: SHC adaptor protein 3
Exons: 12
Coding region: 1-1779 (592 amino acids)
Biological process (GO): cell surface receptor protein tyrosine kinase signaling pathway; intracellular signal transduction
Cellular component (GO): plasma membrane
Molecular function (GO): receptor tyrosine kinase binding
Source: RefSeq, a predicted model, not a curated record